UGAUAGAGUUUGGGAGUUUUUCAUGUGAAAUUUAAAUAUUAUAAUGUUACACUGCUACAAGCGAGCAGUAGGGGAUUUUUUUAAGUUUUUUUUUUUCUCAUUCUUUUCUUAUAUUCCCCUUCCUUUUUUGUUCUAAGAGUGAAGAUAGAUUCCCUUUACUAUUCUUUUGCUUGUUUCAACAGGUGCUGCGUUCAUAGUUGCUGUUCUAAGGGACAAGAAUAUAACUGGUGUUGGGAGUUCACAGUUUAGGGGAAGUUCCCAGUUUGACAAGGGCCCGAGAAGAAUGUGGUCAACGUCCGAAGAAUCGUUGCUUAUAAAUGCGCCGAAAGACAUUUGCAAUCAGGGCUGGAAAUCCCAAAAUGGGGCAUUCAGAGCAGGCUAUUUGCACCACUUGGAAAAGGCUUUAUCAGAUGCACUAGGUGGAACUGACCUACGUGCCACUCCACACAUUGAGUCGAAGAUAAAAAAUUGAAAGAAAACAUACAACACACUCUUCACAAUGCUUAGCAAGUCAGGUUUCGGCUGGAACGACACAGAACAAAGAUAGAUGUUGAAGGGGACGACGUUUGGGCAAAGUAUGUACUUUCCAACCCACAUAUUAGCGUCAUUAAGUCUUUCACUAACGAUCAUAUUUUUUCUAGAAAGACCGCAAUGUAAAAGGAAUGCGUGAGAAAAGCUGGCCUUACUACAAUGAUUGGAGCAUAAUUUUUGGCAAAGACCGUGCUACAGGCUAGUAUGCCAAAGAUUUAGAAGAGAUGGUUGGAGGUGAUGAUGCUGGAGUUCAGGUGCAUGAUGCUGAGGAUGUUGCGGACACUGACGUUAAUAUGGCAGACACUGGAAUGUCUAAAAGCACGCCUGUACAUGGUGUGGUUGGACAUGGGGACACACCCACAAGCUGUAAACAUCGGAGAAAAGCAACUGGUGAAACAUCUGAUGGCAUUGCACGCAGCAUAAGUAAAAUGACAGAAAUACUUGGUGAUUAUGUGUCGAGUUGUGGAAAACAACUCUCACAUAUUGCUCAGAGGGUUGGUUAUGAGCAAGAUGCUACUGAGGCGAGGCAUCAACUUAACACCGAAUUGGCAAAAAUAGAUGGCCUAAUGAUGGAACACCGACACAGAACAACUUAUAAGAUUGCUAGUGACCCGAUUAAGGUGGAUCUCUUCAUGAGCUUGCCAGAAAGUGAGAGACCAGCAUGGCUUCUUGGCGUGUUAUGGGAUAAUGCAUCAGUGAUGGACAAUUAG
This is a messenger RNA of Ilex paraguariensis (yerba mate), 1241 nucleotides long. The record is from the annotation of a GenBank genome assembly. NCBI's taxonomy places the organism in Eukaryota, Viridiplantae, Streptophyta, Magnoliopsida, Aquifoliales, Aquifoliaceae.